ACCAUCCUGCUGGGGGACUCCGGGGUAGGCAAGACCUCCCUGCUGGUGCAGUUUGACACUGGCAAGUUCCAGCCUGGUACCUUCUCCGCUACUGUAGGGAUUGGCUUUACGUACCAUCACUACCACCACAACUACUACCACUACAACUACCACCACUACAACUACCACCACCACCAGCACCGCCACCACCAGCACCGCCACCACCACCAGCACUGCCACCACCACCACGAACAUUACCACUACCACAACUACCACCACCACCACCUCCACAACUACCACAACUACCACAACUACCACCACCACCACCACCACCACCACAACUACCACAACUACCACCACCACUACCACCACAACUUCCUGGCAGGGGAUGUAAGGAAGUCGCUACCAGUAGUUUUUUGUUUGGUUACAUAAAAUACGUUGUUUUUCACUUCGUGUUUCAGGAAAUUAUGUAAAGAAAUAAAAAUUACAUUACUGCAUAAUGAUAUAUAUAUUGUUUUUAUUUUGACAUUUGAUGGACGUAUUGAGAAAGAACAAUGUUUUAUUUUUUAUAAAAACUUGAGGAAAAUUUGGCACUGAUUAUUUCUGUAAUUUUGUGUAUGUUUUAAUGUUUUGUUUUGUUUUAUUUCGUGUUUACGAAGUGGUAAGUGCGAUAAAGUAAGAUAAUUAAACCAUACCACUGGCGGGAUAGAACUCGCGAUCACAGAGUCUUAACACUCCAGACCGACGCGCUAGCCAGACCGCGUUGGUCUGGAAUUUUAGGACUCUGAUCGUGGGUUCUAACCCACCCGUGGUAUGGUUGGUUUUCUAUUGUCAUUACGAGUCCGUGAGUCAAGUAAGAUAAUUGUUUAUAUUUGUCUUUUUCAUUCUGUUCUUACGUUCAAUAAGCCAGUGUUUGACAUUUUAAUUUUUGUUUACGUUCAGGCUUCUUUCAGACUUACCUCUGAGACUGACACCACCACGAGUGCCAGGCCACCAUGCAGGUGCUGGUGUUCUCUUAUUAACUUGACUUGUGCUCACUCGCCUCUCACGAACUGGCAGUGUUUUAUCUUUCCUGUGAACCUUCCUAGUGCAUACACACAUCACACACACACACACACACACACGCACGCACGCACGCACGCACGCACGCACGCACGCACACACACACACACACACACACACACACACACACACACACACACACAUUAUGAGCAUUAAGGGAAGCAAUCUACUCGAAGCGGAAGGCGAGUACAGCGGACAAUCAUCAGACGAGUGCCCUUCCUCUCGUAGAUAUCCAGAGUUCAAGGCAGGGAACGCCAGCGGCGGCAUUGAGAGACCGCAAAUGACUUCCCAGAACGGAGUCAUUACCAUUACCCCGGACACUGACAUACCCCGCAGAGUGGACCUCAGACGGGCCAAGUCCCUGCGUGUAGGCGACACAGAAUACCAACAGAAAAGGUACACAGUUCUCUUUGAUCCUCCUAAUAAAAAUGGCUACGAGGCUAGCAUCGACACUUUUAAUCGACAAGGCCCUCCGAAGCCUCCACGACUACAGAAUCCUGAAGGAGGGGAGGGCGAAGGGCAGCCCGAUGUGGGCAGCCCAAGCAGUGGUUUCAACUCUGUCACCUUCAGGAGGAGCCUGGCCAGCGGGAUAGCGAGGGUGCGCAGCUUUAGCGGUAGAGACUUGCACGACAAGUACGUGGAGAGGACACCGCCUAGGAGCAGCAGCGCCUACGUGCAGUUCCGUGACGAUGAUGGUGACUGGAGGAGACACAGCCUCCACAGGCUCUCCCAGUACGAGACGUGUGACCACACCUUCAAGGUGAUGCUGAUAGGCGACUCGUGUGUGGGUAAGACCUGCCUCCUCACCAGGUUCAAAGAUGGAACCUUUCUCAGCGGUUCCUUCAUCUCAACCAUCGGCAUUGACUUCAGGAACAAGGUGGUGACGGUGGAUGGGUCAAAGGUUAAACUCCAGAUCUGGGACACAGCAGGUCAAGAACGUUUCCGAAGCGUCACCCAUGCUUACUACAGGGAUGCUCAUGCAUUGCUGCUGCUCUACGAUGUAAUGAACAAAAACAGCUACGACAACACCAGAGCGUGGUUGGCAGAGGUCCAUGAGUAUGCCCAGGAUGAUGUAGUUAUCAUGCUUAUAGGCAACAAGUGUGAUGUGAAUGGAGAUCGGGUAGUGAGAAGAGAGGAUGGAGAGCGGCUUGCUAGAGAGUACAACGUGGCCUUCAUGGAGACUUCCGCUAAGACAGGCCUCAAUGUUGACCUUGCUUUCAUGGCCGUUGCCAGAGAGCUGAAGGCGAGGAAAUCCAACAACCCUGGUGAUCGGAAAUUUAAUGUAGCAGAUUACGUCCGUCAAGAAGCUAAGACAGAAGCCUGCGUCUGUAACGUGGGCUAGCUGAACUGUUUUCAGGCCACAAAAACUAAACUAAAAUAUCCAGUUUUUGGAUGUCUUCAGUACCUGUCAGAGGUGCAUCUGCAAGCUGCACACUGCUUUCUUUGGGGGACGUUAUGUGUCCUUAGGCAGUGAUGUGUGUUGCUACAACCCAAAGGUCCCGGUUCAUGGCCUUCCCAGUAUGUCUUAACUUAAUACAGUGCAGGUAGGGAUGGUCAUUGAUAUGUUCUGGGAAAGUGAUGGUGGUGGUAAUAAGAGUGUAGAGAAGAAGAAUCACACAGGUAAUAGAAGGAUUUAUGGUAAUGUUUCCACCUCAGUUGUGAGCAGAUAUAUAUAAUGGAAUUUUGUUCAAAUUUUUGUUGAUAGGAGUUUGUAAGUUUUCACAUUCACGCUUGCGUGUGUGAGUAGUGUCUCGCCCAUUGUCAAUAAAUUAACUUAAAACUAAGGACAUGAAAAAUAAAAUACUAACUUAAGCAAGGAUAUAAUGAGAGGGAUAAUAUAUUUGAGAAUCAGUUUACUAGAUUUACCUAAGCACUGUAGUUUAAAAAUUUAGAGAGUGUAAGAGAUGUCUCAAAGCCAGAAAGUGGUAUAUUCCAGUGUUGGGAAUGAAGUAUUCCAUUGGUUGAAUGUAAUAUGUGCUGUCGUUAAGUUAACCUCAAGUACUGUACUUUACCCAAAUUAUUACUAGUGGUUGACUGUAACAUGUUCAGGACUUAAUCUAGCUUAGUCUGCCAUGAUACAAUGUUCAUUGGUGAAUUUAUUUUGAGGGAUAAAACAAAUGCUAUCUUAAGAAUACAAUUGAAGUAGAGAAAAAUACAGGUAAGCUAAUUAAAAGUGUACAGAAAAUUAGAAAGUAAAAUACUUGAAGGCAGAGUCAUUUGUAAGAAUAUGCAAAAAGGUGAUAGAGCAAAAUGUAACUAAGCAUGACACACACAGAGAUCGAAUAAAAGAGGUAGACUCAAACAUAGAAAAGCAGAUUGCAAAACUAAAGCAAAUAGAACAGGUCAGAAAAAUCACUUGCAGGGCAAACUUAGAUGUCAAAAAGAGCAUUGUAAUUAACCAGAAAUUAUUAAAGAACACUAGGCAGAGACUAAGAAUGUAUUAAUUUUAGGUACAUUGAAGUAAACAAGGACAACAAAUAUGCAUGGUCACAAAAAACGUUUACAUGAAAUAAUGCACGGAAAGAUGCAAAAAGCUAGAGGAAUAGUGUCCUCUGAGAAAUGUUACCAGAGUUCCCCAAGAAUCAGUUAAGUCCCUAAUAAUGCUUCUAAUCUGCAUAAUAAAGAAAAAGGCACAAGUGCAGGGCAAGCAUUCAUUGUCAUGUUUUGCUUGACUUUCUAAAGCUUUCCGAAGAAUGAAAUGUCGCAAUAAAAGCUUUGGAGCUUUAUCAGAUCAAGUAAAAUGUUGCAAUAAAAGCUUGUUCUGCACCUGUAUCUUUAUUUCAUUACUGUUGGCAGUAUGCUUUUGUAUCUGAUCUACAUCAGUUAUUUUCAUGCCAGAAAAAAAAAAAAAAGACAACUGCCUCUUUUAUAAGACAACUUUAGAUAAGUUGAGCAGGUAGAGCAGUAGAUGAAUAAUGCUAUAUAAUAUGGAAUUGUUCCACAAAAUGAAAAUGAGUUAAAGAAUAAAAGUUGUAUGAGAAACAUGGAUGGCAAGACAAGAUGUUGAGUGUGCCGAAUGGAGAAGACAGAGUGUCAGCAUACAAUCACAUGAAUGCUGGACAGGCACUUAGUCAGUACCUGAUCAGUCGGACUGUAGUUCGUAUGUCUGCAUGUGGCCAGCAGUAACAGCCUGGUUGAUCAGGUCCUGAUGCAGCACGAGGCCUGGUCAUGGACCGGGCCAUUGACCCCUAGAACACCCUCCGGAUACAUCAGUGUACAGGGGAGCUUCAAAAUUGCUUGUUAUAUGAGUGAUGAAGUGCCAAAACUCUUAUUUACAACAUGUGCUGAAGCAGUGUUGGAAUAUGCAGCAAGGGGUAUGAUAUGUGCAUAAAAACAAACUAUGUAAUUAAAACAGAAAAGUUUAAGAGACCACAAAAUAGCUUUCAUUGCUAAGAAAUGAGAUGAAGAUUAAAAACAUUGAGAAUGGCCAUAAAAUCAUAACAGGAUAUGGAAAAAUUUAUACAUAUAUGACUAGCACCAUCAAAAAAAUAACGAAAGAUCACAUUUUUAACCUGAGGGAAAAGAUGAUGAACUACUCUAAGGAUAUAAAAGAGGAGGCAGUAAAUUCUAGAAUCACUGUAAUAUUUAACCCUGAAACGAUCCAAAUGUAUAUAUACGUUCUCUCGCGUAGCGCCCCGAAUAUUUUGAGAAAAAAAAAAUAGUUUUUAUAGAAAAAAAGAGCAUGUGGUACCCAGGUGUCCCCAAUUUUUUUCAUAUGGGGCACACUGAGUGCGCACACCCAUUCUCUCAUGUCUAGGUGACUCGGGCCUAUCGUGCCAAUGUUGAAUGAAUGGCAAAUGAAACAUAUAUAUACGUUUGUGGCACUACACGAGAGAACAUAUAAAUACGUUUGGACCGUUUAAGGGGGUUAAGAAAUUAUAUGGCACAAUAAUUAGCAAAGACAGUACACCCUACACUACAAUUUAUAACACACUCAAAGCUGAAGAAGGAUGCAACAAGCUUCUGCUCUUGAAACUAAAAAUAAAUAAUUGCGCACAAUUAAAAGUCCCUAGAUACCUAGGGUACACUGUACUUGCCUAUUUGUGGUUGCAGGGGUCAAGACACAGCUCCUGUGUGCGCACAUGCGCCUAAUUAUGGAUGCAGGGAUAGAGUCAUAGCUCGUGUGUUUGUGUGUCUGUUUGUCUUUUUAUUUACACAUUUAUUUAUUUACACUUUAUUUGCACAUUUAUUUAUUUACACACAUGCAUGCAUGCAUGCAUGCAUGCACGCACACACACACACACACACACACAACACCACAC
Molecule: messenger RNA, 5303 nt
Organism: Cherax quadricarinatus
Lineage: Eukaryota; Metazoa; Arthropoda; Malacostraca; Decapoda; Parastacidae
Product: ras-related protein Rab-8A
Biological process (GO): regulation of exocytosis
Molecular function (GO): GTPase activity; GTP binding
Source: RefSeq, a predicted model, not a curated record